AACCCUUUCCACUUCCUAAAUUAAAACUCUGUAGAUGUAUAAUUUCCCUUGUGAUUGAUACUAAUAUUCUGUUUCUGUGUCUGUGUACAUUUUUCUUCUCCUAAGACAUUCAGAAGGCAUCAUUGAAUUAAUUUCCCCCCUCCAUGUGCUGUCCCAUGCUUCUGAAGUCACUGUGGAGGACUUCAUGGCUGGUCCCUGGACUUCAUGAUUAACAUUCCAUCUUCAUGGUGUGGUGGCGGCAAGCAGCACUUGGCGUUUCCAUUGACGUUUCCCCUUCUUUCUCCUCUCCUGCUCCAUCUUUAUCAUUGCAGCACUUGCAGUUGACAAUCCAGGCCCUUCAGGACGAGUUGCGAACGCAGAGAGACCUCAACCACCUCCUGCAGCAGGAGAGCGGCAACCGAGGGGCGGAGCACUUCACCAUCGAGCUGACUGAGGAGAACUUCAGGCGGCUCCAAGCUGAGCAUGACAGACAGGCCAAGGAGCUGUUCCUUUUGAGGAAGACUUUGGAGGAAAUGGAGCUGAGAAUCGAAACACAGAAACAGACCCUCAAUGCCCGAGAUGAGUCCAUCAAAAAGCUCCUUGAGAUGUUGCAAAGUAAAGGCUUGCCGUCCAAAAGCCUGGAGGAUGACAACGAACGGACGCGGAGGAUGGCAGAGGCCGAGUCUCAGGUCAGCCACUUGGAAGUGAUUUUAGACCAGAAAGAGAAGGAAAACAUACAUCUCAGAGAGGAAUUGCACCGAAGAAGCCAACUUCAGCCGGAGCCAGCUAAGACGAAGGCUCUCCAGACUGUCAUUGAAAUGAAGGACACAAAAAUUGCUUCAUUGGAGCGAAACAUAAGGGAUCUUGAGGAUGAGAUCCAGAUGUUAAAGGCCAAUGGUGUGCUGAACACUGAGGACCGUGAAGAAGAGAUCAAACAAAUUGAGGUUUACAAAAGUCACUCCAAGUUUAUGAAGACCAAGAUUGAUCAGCUGAAGCAGGAACUUUCAAAGAAGGAGUCAGAACUUCUUGCCUUACAAACAAAGCUUGAAACCCUUAGCAAUCAAAAUUCAGAUUGCAAGCAACACAUUGAAGUGCUUAAAGAGUCGCUCACUGCCAAAGAACAGAGGGCUGCCAUCCUCCAGACUGAGGUAGAUGCACUGAGAUUGCGCCUGGAAGAGAAAGAAUCUUUUCUCAAUAAAAAAACGAAACAGCUGCAGGACCUCACAGAAGAGAAGGGGACGCUGGCUGGAGAGAUUCGUGACAUGAAAGAUAUGUUAGAGGUGAAAGAAAGAAAAAUCAAUGUUCUUCAGAAAAAGAUUGAAAACUUGCAAGAACAACUUAGGGAUAAAGACAAGCAACUGACCAAUCUGAAAGACAGAGUGAAGUCCUUGCAGACGGAUUCCAGUAACACAGACACUGCACUGGCGACGUUAGAGGAGGCUCUAUCAGAGAAGGAGAGAAUAAUUGAGCGCUUAAAAGAACAACGAGAGAGAGAUGAUCGGGAAAGACUAGAAGAGAUAGAAUCCUUCCGAAAAGAGAACAAAGACCUGAAAGAGAAGGUCAAUGCUUUACAAGCUGAACUGACUGAGAAAGAGUCUAGUUUAAUUGACCUCAAAGAACAUGCAUCUUCAUUAGCCUCUGCAGGGCUGAAAAGGGACUCCAAGUUAAAAUCUCUAGAAAUAGCCAUCGAACAAAAGAAAGAGGAAUGUAGCAAAUUGGAAGCACAGUUAAAAAAGCAAGCUGAGCAGUUGUUCAAUCAGAUGUACAACCCAGCACAUAACAUUGAAGACGACUCCAGGACGAACCCCGAGUUCGCAGACCGAAUGAAACAACUUGAUAAAGAGGCAUCUUACUACCGCAACGAGUGUGGCAAGGCCCAGGCGGAAGUUGACCGGUUGCUGGAGAUCCUCAAGGAGGUGGAGAAUGAAAAGAAUGACAAGGAUAAGAAGAUUGCGGAACUAGAGAGCUUGACUCCCAGGCAUAUGAAGGAUCAGAAUAAGAAGGUUGCCAACCUCAAGCACAAUCAACAGUUGGAAAAGAAGAAGAACGCUCAGUUACUGGAAGAAGUCCGCAGGCGAGAAGAUAGCAUGGCUGACAACUCUCAGCAUUUGCAGAUAGAAGAACUGAUGAACGCCCUGGAGAAGACCAGGCAGGAGCUGGAUGCCACCAAAGCACGCCUUGCCUCCACGCAGCAGUCCCUGGCUGAAAAGGAGGCACACCUGGCCAACCUCCGCUUGGAGAGGAGGAAGCAGCUGGAGGAGAUCCUGGAGAUGAAACAGGAAGCACUACUUGCGGCCAUCAGUGAAAAAGAUGCAAACAUUGCCUUGCUGGAAUUGUCUGCCUCCAAAAAGAAAAAGACACAGGAAGAAGUUAUGGCCCUCAAGCGGGAAAAAGACCGACUAGUGCAUCAGUUAAAGCAGCAGACCCAGAACAGAAUGAAGCUGAUAGCAGACAACUACGACGAGGACCACCAUCAUUACCACCACCACCACCACCACCACCACCACCGAUCUCCUGGGAGGCCACAACAUUCCAAUCACAGGCCCUCUCCAGACCAGGAUGACGAGGAGGGCAUAUGGGCAUAGCCGGGCCUGUAAACCAAAGUUCCAGUUUUGUUUUGAGGGGAUUUAUACAUGCUUCUUAAGGCAUGAUUGUGGACUCGGAAAUUGUCGCAAUUCUCCGGUCGUGGUUUCCAGCUGGCUGCUUGCUUUCACCAGAUAUGCCAGUGUGGUGUGACUCUCCCGUCCUUCUGGUUGUGUCAAAUGCUUGGCAAGGAAUAAGGAAAAUAAAACUAUGUAUCUUCAUGGAGCUGAAGCAGUCAUCUCUAAGAAGCCUGUUUAAUGGAUUGUGCUAUCUCUUCUAUGGCAGUUCUGAAGAAAACACAAGGAUCAAGGCAUAGUAAUGGUGAAUGGGUAACUGUAAUUCUUUCAAUGAAUUCAAAGUAUUGGCAUUAGCAGGUCUCCAUUGAGUAUCUGUUGCUUUCUUAAAAAUUACACUUCAACGGAGCUUUGUGUUGUAAAUUACAAACAUUACAUUUUUUCCCAUAAUGUUUUUCUCUUUUAAAAGCUGAUUUUUAGCUAUUAAGAACCCACCCUUUAUUUCUGUCCUGUCUGCAUUGUGAUCGAAUAGUGGCACAUGCCAUUACCAUAGUUAUAAAUGGAACAUUGAACUCUAGCAACUUUUGCUGCUGGGAAUUAUACCACUUGUAUGUACUGCAGGCUAUCUAACACUAAAUCACACAGUCCCCGGGGUUGAAUAUGUGUGUGGUUACAUGGAAUAUGGUAUUGAACUUGAUGCCAUUGCAUAUGACAUUUUAUUCAGAACGAGAAAUGUGGUAGACCGUAUGCCAUAGUGAUUUUUUUUCUGGCCAGAAAGUACCCAACGUUCAGUUCUUUCUUCUGGGACAAGCAUGAAAUGCCACAGUGCUGGAAAAUCAACAGGUCUGGGACAAUUCUUUGGGACGGCUUAGCACAUGCCCUUUCCCAAGUCUUGCCUUCAUAUCACGUGGCAGUGGUGCUUCAGGUGGAUCUUAGCCAGGAGCUGCUGUGUUUUGCCCAUGGGCGAUGGUUUCAUUGUUGUGUUUCACUUCUUAAUUCAACCUGUUGUAGUUCCCACUAAUGGGUCCAAUUGCUUUCUUUGGUACUGCAAGGGGAAUGCACAGAGGGGUGGUUUUCAGAUACAACGUCUUUCCGUGGAGUAACGAUGGAAUGCCUCCUGGAUCCAUGUGCUGCCAGUAAAGCCUGCUUUGUGUUGACGUGGGACUGUCUCGCCUCUUCUCUCCUUACUGGUAAAGGGAAAGGCAGCACUGGAACUCGCACUCCCACGUGCAGAGUGGUUCCAAAGGGAAGCUCGUCAGUAAGAGGAGGUGGGGAAGCCAGAGAAACUCUGGACAUCCUGCUUGGCGAGCCUUUCUCCCUAUUCCCUGUCUUUAAGAGAAACAUCAUAUUUACUUGCACAGAAAAGCUAGUGAAGGAAUAAAUUAAUUUAAAACAAUAUGAAAUGAGAAGAAAGGGUUUUAUAACACUAAAAAGCAAAUAAGUGUAACCCACUGAAAACAUGCAUGGAAUAGGUAGGCAAAGGAAACUUCUCAGAGUUUGGGAGUCGUCUGGAAGUUUGGCUCCUACGUGGGGCUCUUCUGUGGAGCUGCUUCUCCCAUCCUAACAGUUCGGGUGCUGGGCUGCACUGCAUCUCUCCUGAGUGAUAAAGAUGGUUAUUGCUCUUUCACAAGAUUCGUGACAGUGUGCCAUUCCCUGAGAUGUGAACCGUAUUGUCAUCUUCAGGAUGGAAUUGGCUCCUGAGAGCCAUAGAAAAUCUUGCCUUGCUCAAGACAAAUGUAGACAAUUGUGUUACAUCCCUACCCCCUUUUAUUCCUUCAUGAAUUUCUCCAAAUAUCAUGCACCCCAGAAAACAAAUGUCUUCAGAAAAUUAGUCAGUAUAUAAUCCUACUUUAAUAUGUUGUAAUAAAUGUUAUAGGCUUCUGGGGAAAACUAGUUUUCUUUCUUUAUGACUUCUUUAAACAAGUUUGCUUAGAUGUGCUCAGGCGUUUAAAACCGUAUCUUUAAGGAUUUAAAUAAUGAGGCAUAGGGAGAACCUUCCAUUUUUGAACAGCCGCUGCAUGUUUUGCAUUGCAUUACAAUCUGUGAGGCCUAAAGAGACAUUAAAUUUAUAACUAAAGAUGGAUAAACUAACUGUUUUGAAUGUUUUGAUUUAUGGCCCCUAUAAAAGAAACAUUACAAGAUGUUAUUUUACUAGACAUCAGUAAUAUGCUCAUAAUAGCAUCAGAAGGCCCUGAAUUGGAUCUGGAGUUUUGGUGCUGAAAUGAAUCAUAAUUUAGGAAAAGCUGCCCUAAAAAUUACAACAACUUGGAAUUAGCAUUAACAACCCCAACAGCUCCUCCCUUUUUUGCCACUUCUAGAUCCUAAGCCCAUGCAUGAUUUAUUUGUCUCACUAUGGUCAUUCAAGGGUGGUAUUUUCUGACAGCAAAGUGGAUUGGGGAAGUUUGCUUUUACACAGAGUUUUGACAGCCUCUCCCCUCUUAAACCUCAUAUCUAGGCCCGGCUUUAUCAGUAUGUGGCCUGUACAGUGCCCAGGGCCCUGCACUUAGGAGGGCCCCACUCUUAGUUUAAAACCUUUGCUAUCUCUGUCUUGGAAAUCUUAAUAUUUUUCAAAUAAGCCCCCCCCCAUUUUCCUUUGCCCUAGGCCCCCCAAUUAUGGAGUCUGUGCAGCUCAGACCCACCAUAUUGUCCAAUACUAUGCCUCCAACUUCUCUCUACUCCCUCCCAUCAGCUCGUCCACGUCCCUGUUUCCUUCUGCCUAGGAUUCACCUGUGGCCUGCCUCACUGUUCUGGUUUUCUAGAGCCUCCACGGGAUCACAUUUCCAGCAAGUUGUUGUCCUCAUUGGCAUCUCUGCAAUGUGUAUACAACCAUUGUCUCUUACCCAAGCCCCUAACCCCCACCCCCCACUCGUGUGCACGCAAGGCUUUGGGUUGUGAACAUAUGCUCCUGGAGCUCAAACUAUAUCUUCUAACCCACUUUGCAAAAUUCAGAAACAGCAGCUGCUCAGUUCUCCAUAACUUUCCUUUGGGGGAAAUCCACUUGAUGUCGCAAUCAUUUGUCUCAGCAAAUAACUCAGCAUUCAAAGGUGCUUUCCUUGGACUCCCAAGAGGUGUCUUGGUUUGUGGCCGUUCAACGCAGUGGGCAGUGGGAGAGCAAACAAGACAUCUUGUGAGAUUCAGUGCCACACCUGCCUUGACAUUUGAAUGUCCAGGCUCUUACUGUGAGCUCUUGGAAUUAAGCGGACGUAGAAGACAAGUUUUUAUUUCUUAAGCCACUAGAAAGGAAUAAGUCUUUUUUGAUUGAAAACGUAUGUAAAUUUUAGGACCUGAUUCAUAAAAGUACAGAUGUGGCAUUAACAAGUUUUGGCAUGGGGCUGUGAUGCUAGUAGAUGCAUCCUGUUCAAAAUGAAGAAUUGUAGCUCUGUGCCACUGGCACGUGACGGUGUUAUGGUGAGUGCAAUUAUGAAUCCCAGAACAUCUAGACAUGAGGAAGGGGUUUUGACAAAUAAAAGUGGUGCUGGAAGUGCCAGUGGAACUCCCUGGAAUGCGCCCUCUUAGGAAGAAUGGAAGAAUAAGGAGGGAAAUGUUUUAUUAUGGCUGGGAAGUUUUUACCUUUCUUGCCUUCUCUUAACAGACAGGGUCUGUGUACUAGGCCUGUGCUUGUCCUGGGCCAACAGAAAUCUGGCCACUGGGAAAGAAGUCGUGGAAGAGCCCUGGGCUCUAUACGAAAUGGACAUUGCUAUGCAAAGUGAAGGUUUUCUUUUCCACGUCCUGUACAAGGUUACCUACUAGUGUUUUAAAUUCAGUUUACAGCUCCUGUGACUGAGGAUCUGAUAUAUCUCUUUCUUAUGCCAUUGACUACUAAGACUUUCAUUCAUUCAUUCACUUAUUAUUCACUCAUUUGUCCAUUCUGUCAUCAAAUGAUUAAGUUCUUGGUUAGAUGCUGGGAAAGCCAUGAUGCAUAAAGAUAGAUAUGAUUGCUACCCUGUGGAUCUUGCCAUCUAAUUGAGGGAAACAGAAUAUAAAUAAUUAAACAUAUGAAUAGAAACCUUAUACAUUUUGAUCAUUGCUUUGAUGGAAACCAGGAAGAUACUGAGAUUAACAUGAGGAACCUACUUAAGAAAGGAUGCUCAGUGAGCAUCUCUCUAAGGAAAUGAGUUGUAAGCCAAGCAUUAAAAGAGGGAGAAUCAGGAGGCAUCCACACCAAGGUGUACGUUUGGGAGGUGGUCCUAGGCAGGCAUGUAAAGAGCUGGAGGUGAGAAGGAGAUUAGGGGCUGAAGGAACUUGAAGACCAUACCUCUGUGUAGAGCACAGAACAGUGAUAUAAGGAUGGGGAAGCAGGAAGGGGCCGGAAAGCAUAGGGCCUUUUAGGCCAAGGCAGAGAGUUGACAUUUUAGCCUAAGAAAAAUGAGCAGACAGUGGAGGAUCUUAGGCAGGGAUAUGACAUGAUUUGAUUUAUAUUGUAGAACAAGCCUGGCUGCCGUAUGGAGGAUGAAUUGUCAUGUCAGAAGGAGCAGAAGUAGAGGCUGUUCCUUCAUUUGUGAGAGAAUCAAUGGCGCUGACCCAGGGCAGCAGUAGUGGAGAUGCAGACAAGUGGAUAAAUUGGAGCUAAGACUAGGACUUGGAUCAGGAGGUAAGAGAAAGGACAAAACUGAGAAUGCCUCCACGUUCCCACCUGGGGGGCCAAAGCUGCAGCAGGCAAUCAUUGGGGCUUGGGGGGCUGAGAAGGAAUCCAGAGUUCUGUUUUUCCCAGAUGUCCAGUUGGGCUGGCCAGUGGAAAGAAGGCUUUUGCCCUAUCCUCAUUUCCAUCUGUCUGCAUAUCUACAGGGCAACCUCUGGACUCUUAUUGCAGUGAUGUGCAAUAAAGAGGUGACAAUAAGAUGACAAAGUGAAAGCAUGGGUGAAGUCUGACUUUAGGAGUGUGUGGCUCCUCCAACUGUUGAAGUGAAGGAGAGAGCUUGCAAAGAUUUCAAAGAAAAGUCAGUAGUUAUAGAAUAGAGAGACAUUGGUGGGGGGGGGAGUGUUCUGUAGAAAAACAAAGCCCCUGAAGUUGUAGGAGGUUGAAAAGGACCCAGAGAGAGGAGAGGGAGAUGAUGGGGUUCUCACAGUUGCCCCUAAGAUCACCAGGCAUUAGGAAUUCUGCUUCAUGAGAUGUUGACCACUCUUCAUGGUUGGCUUCCCAUCUUGAAAUUCUGAGCAUAUUAUUUUCUGCAAGAGGAGCUUUCAGUAGUCUCUUUUCAGGAGUUAAGAUGAGAAACAACCAGAAGUAGCUAUGAGAUGUUUCACAACCUCCAUGACAAUGGCUCUGCCUACCUCCAAUUGCAGAACCGAUUCCUGAGCAAAGUGAGAUGUUUUUGCUUUAUCUCUGUCCCCACUGCCUUUUUUUUUUCUUUCCUCCUCUGGAAGAUAUCUGUAUGUUUACAUCUUCUGUUCAGGCUUAUAAAGGUAGUGUUUAGAGCUAUGACUUGACUAGUGUUUAGUAGCUAUGACUACUAUCUGUAGUCCUCGCGAUCAGUAAUUCAUUCAAAAAAUA
This is a messenger RNA of Microcebus murinus (gray mouse lemur), 8067 nucleotides long. NCBI's taxonomy places the organism in Eukaryota, Metazoa, Chordata, Mammalia, Primates, Cheirogaleidae. The record is from RefSeq and is a predicted model, not a curated record.